CGUCUCAAGAACACAUGGAGAAGAUGAAGCUCCGCCAGAACUAUCGAAAUCUCUGGCACACCGAUCUCAUGCACACCAUUCAACAGGACACUCCUUAUUGCUGCUUGGCUCUUUGGUGUGGACCAUGUGUAUCCUACAUGCUCCGGAAACGAGCGCUUUAUAACGACAUGUCAAGGUAUACAUGUUGCGCUGGUUAUAUGCCAUGCAGCGGUAGGUGUGGAGAACGUAAAUGUCCUGAGUUUUGCCUUUGCACUGAGGUUUUCCUCUGCUUUGGAAACUCGGUGGCUUCGACCCGAUUUCUUUUGCAAGAUGAAUUCAACAUUCAAACAACCAAAUGUGACAAUUGCAUUAUUGGUUUCAUGUUUUGCCUGCAACAACUUGCCUGCAUAUUUUCCAUAGUUGCUCUGAUUGUUGGAAGUGAUGAGAUUCAAGAUGCAGCACAGCUACUGAACUGUUUGGCCGAUAUGGUCUAUUGCACGGUCUGUGCAUGUAUGCAGACGCAACAUAAGAUCGAAAUGGACAAACGAGAUGGUAAGUUUGGUCCGCAACCAAUGGCAGUGCCCCCUGUUCAGCAGAUGUCUCGCCUUGAUCAAGCAGUUCCUCCUGCAGCUGGUUAUCCACCAGCAGCAUAUGGACAGCCUUAUCAACAGCCUCAAGGUUACCCGCCAUCCGGAUAUCCUCCUGCUCAGUACCCUCCAACUGGUUAUCCUCCUGCUCAGUACCCUCCAACUGGUUAUCCAGCACCUGGUUAUUGAGUCAUGGAUGGAAAUUCAAGGUGAUCUUUCUGGUUUGAAUUUUGGCUUGAAUCGCCUGAACCUGAGUUACUGAGUCAUGGAUGGAAAUUCAAGUUUGCAUGUUGCUGGGGUUUAUAUUAAUAUACUGUGUGUGAUUUGCUUCACAUUGCUGAUUUUGAACAGCUAAAGGUUUAAGCGUUGUGACCACAGCUUGUUUAUCGUCAAUAACUUUUACUUAAUGUUU
Molecule: messenger RNA, 978 nt
Organism: Hibiscus syriacus
Lineage: Eukaryota; Viridiplantae; Streptophyta; Magnoliopsida; Malvales; Malvaceae
Exons: 8
Coding region: 15-755 (246 amino acids)
Source: RefSeq, a predicted model, not a curated record